This is a messenger RNA of Ceratosolen solmsi marchali, 2764 nucleotides long. It is a transcript of the gene ZnT63C, whose product is annotated as solute carrier family 30 member 1. Gene Ontology annotation, molecular function: zinc ion transmembrane transporter activity. Lineage: Eukaryota; Metazoa; Arthropoda; Insecta; Hymenoptera; Agaonidae. Gene Ontology annotation, biological process: detoxification of zinc ion; intracellular zinc ion homeostasis; zinc ion transmembrane transport. The record is from RefSeq and is a predicted model, not a curated record. Gene Ontology annotation, cellular component: membrane. Bases 507 to 1829 code for a protein of 440 amino acids. The transcript has 9 exons.
AAAAGUGAAGAAAAAAGAGUGGGAGACCGUCAAGUUACGUGACGUUAGGUGCUUACGUAUUAUCCAGUAUAAUAGCGGUAAGCCGUGCGAGCGUCACUUUACCCCCUCUCUUUCCCACGAGUGUACUCAGCCAGCAAUUACUCACUGACUUAGGGCUUCCACAGUUUUUUCUUGAGCCAACUUGGCUCGCCGUCGUCGGCUGUUGGCUCGCUGAGUUAACGACCGAGAAGCACUCGAAAUCCAAGUCCCAUUUUUUCCACUCGGACAGACUACGGAGGUUAGCAGUAAACUUACAAUACAUAACAUUGAAAAGUGUAGUGCGCUCUCCAUUCACUUACUAACAUGCUUAUAAACAUUUUUCCCGGUGCUUUUCUCGACAUUUUUAUUUGAUACAUAUCAUUUGACGUCGUUUAUCGCCCAGUGGUACGCGUCACGAAGUUAGAAGAGGAAAACGGCCCGAGAGUUUUCUCUCGUGUACGGAAGACCCUUCGGGAGAGAUAAUUAAUAUGGGGCGCUUUGCAGGAAAAAAAUGUCGUCUUUUAACAAUGUUGUGGUUGACAGCAUUUUUCUUCUUAGUGGAAAUAAUCGUUGGAUAUGUUACAAAUUCUAUGGCUUUAAUAGCAGACAGUUUUCAUAUGUUGUCUGAUGUAGCUGCGUUAGUAGUAGCAUUUCUUUCCGUAAAAAUGUCUCCAAAGAAAUGGUCAAAAAAUACGUUUGGUUGGGCCAGAGCCGAAGUAUUGGGAGCUUUAGUCAAUGCAGUUUUCCUAGUUGCGCUGUGCUUUAGUAUUACCGUUGAAGCCUGCAAAAGGUUCAUCGAAGUUGAAAAAAUUCACGAGGCCAAAUUUCUCGUCGUAGUCGGUGCAUUGGGUCUUUUAGUUAAUCUGAUAGGAUUAUGCUUAUUCCAUGAACACGGCCACGGUCACGGGCAUUCGCACGGGAUAUCUCGCAGCCAUAAUCGGCUAAGCACACUCGUCGGCACCGAUGACAACGAGAACGACGAGACUUACAGGCCGCCAUCGCCGAUGAAGCGUCCCGGUGGCCAUUCCCACGGCCACAGCCACGGCGACGCCAGCCAGAUGAAUAUGCGCGGCGUCUUCCUCCACGUGCUCUCGGACGCCCUCGGCUCCGUCAUUGUCAUCGUGUCCGCGCUCAUCGUCUGGCUCACCAACUGGGACUACAAAUACUACAUUGACCCCGCAUUGUCUUUGCUGCUUGUAAUGCUUAUAUUGAAGUCGGUCUGGCCUCUGCUCCGAGAGUCGGCCUUGAUUUUAUUACAAACGGUCCCUACGCACAUCAAGGUCGAUGCGAUUCAGCAGAGGUUACUAGAAAAUGUCGAUGGUGUGCUAGCUGUUCACGAAUUUCAUGUUUGGCAAUUAGCAGGUGAUCGGAUUAUAGCCUCGGCACACAUACGCUGUCGUAAUUUAUCCGAAUACAUGAAAAUUGCUGAGCAAGUUAAAGAAUUCUUCCAUAACGAAGGCAUCCACUCCACGACCAUUCAGCCGGAAUUCAUAGAUUAUCAAUCUAACAGUGAAAUUAAAGAAACUCCUACCGAAGACUGUGUACUUGACUGUCCAAAAACCGACAAACCUUGUAAUCAAGCUACGUGUUGUGGCCCCUCUAAACAGGGUCGAGAAACACCAUCACCGGGCGAGACGCCGUAUUUGUGUCGACAGCGUAACAGCCUUGCGCGAUCGACAAACUCGAUUACUGGCGGCGCGGUCGAGCACCAGGAGUUGAAUGAGAUGGAACGUGGCCAUCUGCUGUCACCACCCUCGCUGCCCAAUGCCGUACAGCUGCCCCAUUCCCAUCUCAUCUCGCCGACGACUUAACACGCCGCUAACCACGUGUACGUUGUUGAUAUGUGUGAGUGUUGAUGUACCGCGCGGAAAAGGGAGUCGGACAACUGGUAUCUGACUUUCUUUUUUUCUGUCUUUCCUUGGACGUUCAUUCUAUACCCUUACUUUUUUUCGGUUAUUUGGCGAGAGAGAGAGAGAGAGAGAGAGAGAGAGAGAGAGAGACGGAUAGACAGACAGACAGAGUAGUUGUAGCCUGGUUGGCAGAUCUUUGAAUUGGGCAUGUCGAAGAAUUCUAGGCUUAAUGUUACUUGAGUUUCGAUUCAGAAUUACGACUUAAUUCGGAUUUAAGUAACUUGAGUUACGCGAGUCUUCGUUGGGAAAUUUUAUUUAAAUCGAAGUUUUAUUCCUGCAUUAUAGAUUCUUCUUUCAUGCACAUACGCUAUGAGUUCUCGCAAGUUUGCAGCAUUCGUAAGUUACAUAUUAAUUCUUUCUGUUAGACUUUAUUCAACUCAGACUUAUUAAUAUCAACUGAGAGUUGGAAACAAAUUUUAUGCAAAAUCACCUGCUCAAAUUUAAAUUAAUUUACUUAAGCUGGAUGGAAAUUCUCUUGACUUUAAUUUCUAUAACCAUUUGAGCAAAUUUAACAUAAAUUUAUGUAAUUUUAACGUACCAUUUGCUUUCACGACCUUAUUUAUUCUUUAUACUUAUAUAGAAUUGAAACUCUGACAUGAUAUUUUUGAAAAUAAUUCUUAUAUCUUUGUGUUUGUAAAAGUAUAGAUAGACGUCAAAACUUGACUUUAGAUAGUUAAUUUUUAUUUAUUUUAAAAUGUUUUUUGAACUUUCUAAUACAUGAACUACAUUGAAUCUGUCGAGGGAUGUGCAAUAAACUUCUCUUUUUAUAAAAAUUGCUAAUAUUUAAAUGAAAUCUGAAUAUCAUUGCACUUUGUAUGAUCGUGAUUUAUCAUUGU